Messenger RNA from Linderina pennispora, 1845 nucleotides. RefSeq names its product actin-like ATPase domain-containing protein. The record is from RefSeq and is a predicted model, not a curated record. The coding region runs from base 273 to 1556 and encodes 427 amino acids. The transcript is spliced from 3 exons. NCBI's taxonomy places the organism in Eukaryota, Fungi, Kickxellomycota, Kickxellomycetes, Kickxellales, Kickxellaceae.
UAUGUCUCGACAUUAUCUAUUCUGCUCGCAAUCACGAACUAGCUAGAAAAAUUCAAAAAGAAAAGUAGUGGGAAGCAGCGGACAAGCCGAGCAAAGCAGUGCAAGAGAGGUUUUUUGCAACUUGUCUAGAUCCGGAAGCACGUGAGCGCAACCAUAGAAAUCGAGCGCCGACAAUCGCGGCCAAGUAGCUUUACCAAAAGCGGCAGUAUUGUCGGCAUUGCCUGCCUGAACAUUUUAUCGCCAAUCUCCAGCAACCAUUAAUCCACUAAACCAUGGGUGUUUCGUUUCGGGAGGAAAGCUUUGUGGUUAUUGAGCUGGGCAGCCACACGACGCGUGCGCUGAUGAACACCAGCGACGUGAACUUUUCCGAGCGCAAGGUCAUUCGCACACGCUGCGGUCAGCUGAAGCCGGUUGAAGAAAACGAACAUGAAGGCAGCGAGGCUGGUAGCAAGAUGCAGGCAACAGCAGCAGUCGACGAUGGUGAGCCGGUUAUCAAUGGUGAGCCGGCAGAAAAGGAUGACGGCAGCGGCGACGUGAUCAAGGAUACCGAAGAUAACAGCUAUGUGUUUGGCAGCGCACUCGAGGCGGCUGACCCAUCGACGAUUGAAAGGGCAGUCGAUUUCAUUGAUGGAGAGGUGGUGGACUGGGACAUGCUGUCAGCGUUUCUGCGGUAUGUUGUGACCAAAGAGUUUAGCAUCAAGAUCUCUGACAACGGAAGCCCUGUGCUAUUCAGUGUGCCGCCGCUGUGGCCCAAGACCGACUUGGAGAACCUGGCGCAGAUUGCGUUUGAGCACCUGAAUGCGCCCGCCAUCCUAGUGACCGAGCAGCCGUUGAUGGCGGUCUACGGCAAUGGCGCCAUGACGGGCCUUGUCAUUGACAUUGGGCACGCGACCACAACGGUGACACCGAUAAUCGAUUCGUGCGUACUGACCAGCAGCGUGCAGAUUAGCAGCAUUGGCGGGCAGGCUGUGACGCAGAAUCUCUUGCAGCAGCUGCAGAGCGAUGCAGGUGUCGUGCGCCAGAAUUUGCUUGUCCGAGUCAAAGAGUCUGGCCUAUGCAAGCUUGGUGCACCAGGCAAUGCUCUCGAGACCGUCGAGUUCAAGGACGGCGACAAGACGUAUACGCUGCCGACCCGCAUUCUGCACAGCGCACCGCAAGUCCUACUGACACCGAGCUCCGAGGGCUCAACACCUCUGACGACCAUGAUCAGGCAGGCAGUGCUGGGCAGCGAGAUCGACAAGCGCCCGCUGCUGUGGGACAGCAUCCACCUCGUCGGCGGGUCAUCGCGGUUCCCGGGUCUGCAGGAGCACCUGGAGCGCGAGCUCGAGGCGACGGUGCUGCCGGCCAGCAAUAUCUUUGCCAACUCGCAGACUCGCGAGAUCAAGUUUGUGCCGAUUCCUGAUUACUUCAAUGGCUGGCGCAACAUGGGAUACCGAGCCAGCCUGCUGGGCGCCAGCAUCACCGCCAAAAUCGCCCUCAACGACAGCAAGCACAACAUCACACGGACCGAAUACAACGAAAACGGGCCGUCUAUCGUACACACGAAAUCAUACUAGGUCCUUUUUAUGCAAUCUCAAAGUGCGGGAAUGAAGACUGCUUUACAUGGUCCAGCCGUAGGCACUGGUAGUGGUCAGAGUCUUUGUGGUAGUAGUAGCCGAUGAUGGAGGCUGCUGCACGGUCAUAGCACACGUAGUAGAAGCCGUCGUAGCUGGCGCCGCUGAUGCGGCUCAGCUUGUAGUUGGGAACCACGAACCGCUCCUUCCACCGCAUGAAUAUAAAUUUGUCCGACAGAUUCAUGGUGUACGCAAAGUCGCCCAGGUCAAAUGUGUUGCGGUAAGGCUUAAA